Molecule: messenger RNA, 1196 nt
Organism: Manihot esculenta (cassava)
Lineage: Eukaryota; Viridiplantae; Streptophyta; Magnoliopsida; Malpighiales; Euphorbiaceae
Product: 50S ribosomal protein L7/L12
Exons: 2
Coding region: 267-917 (216 amino acids)
Biological process (GO): translation
Cellular component (GO): ribosome
Molecular function (GO): structural constituent of ribosome
Source: RefSeq, a predicted model, not a curated record
UCCGGCCCUCAUUUUUGUUUUCCCUUCUCGCUAUUUUCUCGACUCCUGCCGUUGUGCUCCUCUUACCUCUUGCUGGCGACUGAACCACUAUAGAAACCUACUUCAACCUUCCUCAACACAUUCCAGUCUCCACCGCCCCCACAAAGUUUUGUUAUAAAGGGGGACUUCAGGUAAUUACUUUGCUCAAGUGAUAGCUUCGAGAAUGCAUUCCUUAUAGAUUGGGCUUUCGAUUAAAGGGAAAUAGGCUGCGGCAGUAAAUUUUACAAAUGAACUUGAUUUUUAGAUUAAGGCAUAAUAUACCAAAUGGGUUUUCUGCAAAACCCUCAUUUCGCCCACUGGUUCCAUUGAACUUCAUGAAACUGAAUGGGGCUUUGUCUCGUGGAUUUGCCCAACCUGCAAGGGUAGAUGGGGAAGAGGAAGAAGUAGAAAUUGAUCAGAGGAGGCUUCCAGCUGAUUAUGAUCCGGCGACUUUUGACCCCACAGAGCAUCGCAGUCCUCCAACUGAGCGUGUUUUUAAGCUUGUUGAUGAAAUUGCGGGUCUCACUCUGGUGGAAGUUGCUGAGCUAAGUUCCAUUAUAUUGAGAAAGAAGGGAAUGACAGAGUUGCCGGUUGUGGGGGUUAUGAAGGCUGGUGCAGCUGGAUUGGCUGGAAUGACAAUGAAGGCUCCAACUGCAGCAGCCAAGGAAGAGAAGAAGCCAGAGAAGACUGUUUUUGAAUUGAAGUUGGAGUCAUAUGAGGCAGCUUCAAAGAUUAAGAUAAUCAAGGAGGUUAGGAGUUUUACUGAUUUGGGUCUGAAGGAAGCCAAGGAUUUGGUAGAGAAGACACCAUCAAUACUGAAAGCAGGAGUAUCAAAGGAAGAAGGUGAGAAAAUAAUUGAGAAGAUGAAAGCUCUUGGGGCCAAAGUUGUGAUGGAAUGACACAAAGCCAUUUUGACCAAUACUUGGUAACUUCUGGGAAUGUUAUAAAUUCUGUUAUUUUUUUUUAACUUUGGGCACUUCAACUUCUCAAAUACUUAUCAAGUUUCAGUUCAAAAAUAGGAGUACGAGUGGAUUUGUUGUUCAGUACUCCGUCCCCUUCUUUUUCUCUAGGCCUAUGAAGUUGCAAUCCUUAAAAAGAAAGAAAAAGCCUGACAGACAUUUUCCUCAGUUACUAUAGGGAAAAUAUAUUCUGAAUGUAUGGUAUCUGUGGUUCUUUCA